CGGUGUCGCUGACUCGCCGGAGUGCCCCAGGGUGGGCGGAGGCAACCCCGCCGCAACCGCGCCUUCGCGAGUUGCUCUGCCUCUUCAAUCCACUCGCACCUGCAACCACUCUGAUACCAUGUCGAAAGCAGCCGGCGGCGCAGCGGCGGCGGGGACCGCAGCGGAAAGUUGUCCGCCGGCCUUGGCCGGCUCGACCGCGGCUGCAGCCGUGGAGGACCUGUCCAAGGUGUCGGACGAGGAGCUGCUGCAAUGGAGCAAGGAGGAGCUGAUCCGCAGCCUGCGGCGCGCAGAGGCGGAGAAGGUGAGCGCGAUGCUGGACCACAGCAACCUCAUCCGCGAGGUGAACCGCCGCUUGCAGCUGCACCUCGGCGAGAUCCGCGGGCUCAAGGACAUCAACCAGAAACUCCAGGAGGACAACCAGGAGCUGAGGGACCUCUGCUGCUUCUUGGAUGAUGACCGACAGAAAGGCAAGAGGGUGUCCCGUGAGUGGCAGAGACUGGGCCGCUACACGGCUGGGGUGAUGCACAAGGAAGUGGCCUUAUACCUGCAGAAGUUGAAGGAGCUGGAGGUGAAGCAGGAGGAGGUAGUGAAGGAGAACAUGGAGCUCAAGGAGCUCUGCGUGCUGCUGGACGAGGAGAAGGGCACGGGCUGCGCCGGCAGCCGCUGCUCCAUCGACAGCCAGGCCAGCCUGUGCCAGCUGGCCGCCUCCACUGCGCCCUCGGUGCGGGAUGUGGGUGAUGGCAGCAGCACGUCCAGUGCAGGCAGCACGGACAGCCCCGAUCACCACAAGCACCAUGCUAGCAGCGGCAGCCCUGAGCAUCUGCAGAAACCGCGGGGUGAGGGCAGCCCUGAGCACUCCAAGCACAGAAGCUCCAGCCCCGAGCACCUGCAGAAACCCAGGGCCCCUGGGACACCAGAUCACUCCAAAGCGCUAAAAGGACCUAGCCCUGAGCACCACAAACCCUUGUGCAAGGGCAGCCCAGAACAGCAAAGGCACCCGCACCCGGGUGGCAGCCCCGAGACGCUACCCAAGCACGUGCUGAGUGGGAGCCCAGAACACUUCCAGAAGCACAGGCCGGGGGGCAGUCCGGAACAUGCCCGACACAGCGGAGGGAGCCCUGAGCAUCUUCAGAAACACGCCCUUGGCGGAAGCCUGGAACAUCUACCUAGAGUCAGGGGUACCAGUCCUGAGCACCUCAAACAGCAUUAUGGGGGGAGCCCUGAUCACAAACACGGAGGAGGUGGCGGUGGCGGCGGCAGCAGGGAGGGCACCCUCAGACGGCAGUCACAGGAGGACGUGUCGCCCCAUCACCGGAAUGUCUACAGCGGCAUGAACGAAUCAACCUUGUCCUAUGUUAGGCAGCUGGAGGCCAGAGUAAGACAGCUGGAGGAAGAAAAUCGCAUGCUGCCCCAGGCCACCCAGAAUAGAAGGCAACCUCCAACUAAAAACAGCUCAAAUAUGGAGAAAGGCUGGGGGCCCAGAGCCCGGCGGGUCUUGCAGUGGUGGCAAGGGUGCCGAGGAAUAGGACGAUGCCUGCCCACUCUGCCGGGUUCUUUUAGGUUGUCAUCAGGGGCUGAUGGGAAUAACAGUUCGCCCAACUCUCCUGCUAGCUUCAGUGGACAUGCCACACCUUCUCAGCAGCCUGAACCUGUGGUACAUUCUCUUAAGGUCUUGGAUGUUGAGGAAACUGUAGAUCGCCAACAGGGUAAAGAGUGUGAACAUGACCUUAGUGAGACAGAAAAAGCUAUAGUCAGAGAAAUGUGCAAUGUUGUGUGGAGGAAACUUGGAGAUGCUGCAGGUUCCUGUCCUGGAAUUAGGCAACAUUUAUCAGGAAACCAGUAUAAAGGACCAAUGUGA
Ochotona curzoniae (black-lipped pika) is the source of this 1858-nucleotide messenger RNA. It is a transcript of the gene CCDC85A, whose product is annotated as coiled-coil domain containing 85A. The record is from RefSeq and is a predicted model, not a curated record. The coding region runs from base 119 to 1858 and encodes 579 amino acids. The transcript has 7 exons. Gene Ontology annotation, biological process: negative regulation of DNA-templated transcription. Gene Ontology annotation, cellular component: nucleus. Lineage: Eukaryota; Metazoa; Chordata; Mammalia; Lagomorpha; Ochotonidae.